Anopheles gambiae (African malaria mosquito) is the source of this 3535-nucleotide messenger RNA. Its product is annotated as galactose-proton symporter. The transcript is spliced from 3 exons. Gene Ontology annotation, molecular function: transmembrane transporter activity. Lineage: Eukaryota; Metazoa; Arthropoda; Insecta; Diptera; Culicidae. Gene Ontology annotation, biological process: transmembrane transport. Bases 1136 to 2803 code for a protein of 555 amino acids. Gene Ontology annotation, cellular component: membrane. The record is from RefSeq and is a predicted model, not a curated record.
CAGUGCCAGUGCUAAACGCCGCGGUUUGCAAACCGUUUUGUUUGCGUUGUUUUGUUGUUGUUGUGUAUAGCAAACGACGGAAAUCGCGGUUUCGGAUGACUAGCCCAGCCUAGUGCGGGCUGGCACUGCCCGAAGGUCGCCGAUCAGUAGGCAGUCACGGAUUGGUCAGAACAUCGUACGAUGCUAGUGUGCCCCGCCAGAUCACCCCCGCCGCACGCACUCCCACAUGCUUCUACGUCACCGUGCGGAGGAGCGGGUACACACCAAAAACACCGUCACCCGAGCGUAAGAUCUUCUCCGUCCGGCGCGAUAAGAAAUCGGAACGCUCUCGGCUCCGCUGUCAGUUUGUUCUGGAGCUGUUCCCCGCCGUAGAACGCUGAUCGGAGCGCGUGGGGAGGGGGUUGCAUCAUGUGCUCCUUCACCCAUCUUCCCGCUUACCCCCUCCCGAAAAAGCCCACCCGAAUGGCGAUGGACGGAUUUUUUCGUGUUAUCGCAGCGCGCGCGCCUCGAACUGCAUAACUCAACUAAAUAAUUUAUUAUUGACAGCUGUCAGCCAUCCCGCCCGCCCCCACUCCAGCAGCAGAACGCGUGAUCCGAAGAUGCGAGAACUGUACUGUGCGCUGGGUCAGCGCCGGUGGCGUCUACGGGCAAUAUAUUGGGCCUGCCCGGGUCUUAUCACCAGCGAGCAGCGGCCGAAAAAGAACACGAACCACUGCCCUCAGAACCACGGCACCGUUUCAAACGAUCUGGUUAUCUGGCGGGUGGGCAGGACUUUCCUAACCAUCUCCUUGCGGCGCAGAAGGGUGUGCGAGCGGCGGGACCAGGAACUCGGGGCCCGCGAUAACCUUCCCUGUACGUACGAACGAUUCGGGACCGGCAUUCUUGCUGCAGCGUGCCGCUGGUUCAGUUCAGCGUUGCAGACGUGCCUGCCUCCUUACGGGAAGGGAAUCGCGCCAAGGGGAUUCAACCUGCGUGAAGUUUGCAGCAUUGCCACCGAUCAGCCUCCAAGUGUAACCGGAAUUCAUUACAACCCGGGAGUGCAAGAAGGAAGGCGGCUCAGAAAUAUCGAACUUUUGGAGUGCAUUUUUCAGUGUGUAGCUGUGUGAGUGUGUGUGUGUGAGCAAGUGCUUAAGUUAUGGCCCGGGAGGUGGGUAAGAUACAGCCCCAGAACUCGUCCCGCCGCAUCAUCAGCAAUCAAAGCAGCAGUGCCAGCAACAGCAGCGUCGACAGCGCAAAUUCGGACAAAAUGCGCAAACCACUGCUCGACGAACGAUGGACGUCCAUUCUGUACACCUUGAUCGUUUCCCUGCUGUACGUCACCGCCGGCACGAUGGUGGGUUGGAGCAGUGGCACCUUCCGCCGCUCGCACGGCCCUGGGGCCGAACCGCUCGCCCUACCGCUGCUAGACAACUGGAGCAUCUCGCUGGCGGCCACACCGGCCAUCAUCAUUACCGUGACGGCUUGCGUCGUCCACCGCUGCUACCACUGGAUCGGCACCAAAGCCUUCCUGCUGACCGCGUCCCUGCUCGCGAUCGGUUCCAGCACGCUGGAAGCGUACGGUCUCACCUUUUGGAGUGCCAGCGCCGCCCGCAUCCUGGCCGGAAUAGCGGCCGGCAUCGCCUUCACGCUCGUGCCGUCGUACGUGGACGAGUUCGGGUCGGCAACGGGCAGCAACGGUCCGCAUCGUCCACCGCUCAAUGAAAUCCUUGCCACCGCCUUUCCGCUCGGUGUGCUACUCCGCUUCGCCGCCGACUUGCUCCCGCUUCCGGCUGACCCAACGGUAAGCGCUUUAGUUUGGGGCGCUCUGCCAACGUUCGCCUUCGUCGGGUUGCUGUUUCUGCCCGAUUCGGCCCGCUUUCUGUGCGCCAACGGGCGUGUAGCGCAAGCGGCCGCCAUCCUGCAGCGCACGCACGAACCGGCCGCCCAGCCCGCGCUGCAAGAGUGUCUCGCCCGCUGGCAGCAGCCCGGCCCGGGCCUGGUGGAAGCGCUGCGGCGCCAGGCGAACUUUACGCUGACCGUGCCCCUGCUCGCUCUGUUUGCGCUGCAAGCGUUCCUGGGCGUGCUGCCCAUGCUGUUCUAUCUGGCCGGGCUGGUCGAGCUGGCGGGUGAGCAGGCGCAGUCACCCGAACGGGUCGCCACACUGCUGGUGGCACUGUUUACCCUUGCCGUACCGGUCAGCCGCUAUCUGCACGCGAGUCGGCUCCAGCAGCGGCCCGUCCUGGUGCUCAGCGCGAUGCUCAUCGCGCUGGCCACGCUUGCGCUCGGCUGGCACUGUCACGAGCGACGAACCCGCAGCCUGGACCUAGCGGAGCUCCCGAGCGAGUGGCCCCUCUACUGCUUCGCGCUGAUGUUCGUCGCGUACGCGGUCGGGUUCUACCGGCUGCCCGGGACGCUGCUAGCCGCCGAGGUGGCGGACGAGAACCUGCUGGCCCUGCGCACGGUCGCCACGGCAGUUGGCUGGGGCUCGGUCUAUCUCGGCGUGCGGCUGCUGCCCGUGCUGCUGCGCACCAUCGGGCUCGGCUGGGUGCUGUGGAACGUGGCGCUGGUCGCCCUGUCAGCCGCCGGGCUGGUGCUGCUUUGCCUGCCCGCCCAGUACGAGUACGCCCACAAAGCGCUGGCCGGCGGGGCCUGCCCCAGCUCGAUGACUUCCUCCGUCUGCUCGACCGGGUCCAGCGCGUCGCCGGUGGCCUCGGCCUGCUGGCCCUGCUCCACCACCGACCAGAGCUCGGACGCACCGCAGCACUACAGCUACGCGGAACAACGGACGCCCGGCGAGGUCCUCCGAGGACCGGAACUGGUGUGAGAGCGACUGGAAUGUCCCCUAGAGGGGAAAGGGAAAUGAGCGGGGGGGGGGGGGGAGUGGGAGGGGGAAAUCGGGAAGAAAAAGACUGAUCAAACCUUAGCAGCGCUCUGCUGAUAACGGUGUCACGAGGCCGGCCUGCCAGCAAACUCUAGAAGGAGGGCCGAAAAAGCGGCUUCUACUCUUACUCUUGCUGGGCAGGCCUUUUUUUGUUGUUGGUUGGCGUGUGUGUGUGUGUGUGUGCUCUGUUUUUGUGACCAUGACAAAAUUACUCUUUACUUACACACACACACACACACACACACACACAUUGGCCACCAUUCGGCGCCGUCGCUUCAUUAGCGGCCGUGGUUGGCGUGGACGCGAACGAUAAGCGCGAGGGGAGCGACUUUCUUUCUAAUUAAAGAACGUUGGAGGCACGAUUACGACCAAUCGAACAUGGCGCAGUAGCAGAUAAGACGUUCGAGCGAAAGCGGAGAGCGAAAAGAGGGACGGCGGAAGAGGGGAAGAGGAAUUAGUUUGACGCUUGCAGUAGAGUACGACGAGUAGGCUUUGAUAUUGUAAUCGGUUGAUAAGUAGUGUGUAAUGUGCUAGAACGUAUACCAGUGAGGCUGGAGGGGUUCUUAUAUUUAUAGCAGAAGGCAAGGGCAGGGGAUAGAACGAAGAAAAAACAACAAAAUAAUAAUAACGCACACACCCAGGAGGUUUCAUAUACAUAUGUUUGAACAAAUUGAA